This is a messenger RNA of Dioscorea cayenensis subsp. rotundata (Guinea yam), 2025 nucleotides long. RefSeq names its product MLO-like protein 4. NCBI's taxonomy places the organism in Eukaryota, Viridiplantae, Streptophyta, Magnoliopsida, Dioscoreales, Dioscoreaceae. Gene Ontology annotation, biological process: defense response. The coding region runs from base 66 to 1703 and encodes 545 amino acids. The transcript has 16 exons. Gene Ontology annotation, cellular component: membrane. The record is from RefSeq and is a predicted model, not a curated record.
UUGAUCAUGCUCCUCCUCUUCCUCCUCUUCCAUUAAAGGAGCAAACCAAAACCUCACCACCACUCAUGGCAACAAUGGAGAGGUCUUUGCCUGACACUCCCACUUGGUCUAUAGUCACUGUUCUCAUUGCAAUGGUUCUUCUUGGCACCCUCAUCCAUGUCUCCAUUCUUCGCUUCAGAAAGUGGCUGCUUAGGACCCAGAAGAAGCCACUUCUUGCUGCAGUGGAGACUAUAAUGCAAGAUAUUAUGGUUUUUGGUCUCUUGUCAUUGUUAAUGGGGCAUUGGACUGUUUGGAUAUCACAUAUUUGCAUCAAGGAGACUGCAGUAAGCAAUGAGUUUUAUCCAUGUUUGAAGAACGCUUAUGUUAACAAUUCACAUUCUUCUAGAUUUUGGGAGAUAGAGAAGCAUGGUUCUUGCCCUCAGGGGCUCAAACCUUUUGUAACACAUGGAAACCUUGAGAGCCUUCAUCGGUUAUUGCUAGUGCUUGGUGCUAUCCAUGUGCUCUAUUGCUUGUUAACUGUCAUAUUGGCCAUGCUUCAGAUCGACAGCUGGAGAGCAUGGGAAGUUCAGGCAGAGAAUGCAAUCAUCCAAAAUAUGCAAGAUGGACUUGAUGAAGAAAGUAUAAAGCAAAUGUUAACCAAACAUCGAUCACGUGUCAUUUUGGCAUGGAGCAAAAACAAGGUUUUUAUUUGGAUGACUUCUUUUUUCCGCCAAUUUUGGAGUUCAGUGGAUGAAACUGAUUACAUGGCAUUGAGAUUGAGUUUCAUUCAUAUCCACAAGCUCCACCUCUCUUAUAACUUUCAUAAGUAUCUGCUUCGGAGCAUGGACGAUGAGUUUCAAAUUAUUGUCGGGAUCAGUGUGCCAGUCUGGGGCUAUGCCAUAAUUUGUGUUCUCUUAAAUGUCCAUGGUAGCAGUGUUUACUAUUGGAUCUCUUUGCUUCCGUUUCCUUUGAUUUUAAUAGUAGGGACAAAGCUGCAAAAUUUUGUCAUGCACGUAACUCCUAAAAUCAGGAAGGAGAAUCAGAGCAAAGGCAAAAAGCGAUGCAAUGAGCUUUUUAGGUUGGGGCAAUCUAAAUUCUUGUUGUGGUUAGUACAAGUAAUUUCAUUUCAGAAUGCAUUCGAGAUGGCUACGCUAAUGUGGUCAUUGUGGGAAAUCAAUUCUACCUUAUGUUACAUGGAGAAUCAGCUGUUCAUUAUGAUUAGACUGACAGUCGGGAUGCUUUUUCAAUUUUGGAGCAGCUAUUUUGUAUUCCCAUUAUAUGUUAUCGUAACACAGAUGGGCCCAGAGAUGAAGAAGUCUGUUUUCAGCAAAAGUGUUAGAGAAUCACUUCACAAUUGGAGCAGAAGAUCAAAGCAUUCUUUACAAAAAGAUAGUUUUGGCAGAAGCCUGACAACUACAAGUUCUUUGGUCUCUUUGGACUUAACCGACGAUGAUAAAAUGGAUGAGAUAAUACAAGAAGAAAACACAUGCUUAAAUUCUUUUGGAACAGUGAAGAUGCAUCCCGGGAUGGGCCCAGAGAUGAAGCUUGUUUUUAGCAAAAGUGUUAGGGAAUCACUUCACAAUUGGAGCAGAAGAUCAAAGCAUUCUUUACAAAAAGAUAGUUCUGGCAGAAGCCUAACAACUAUAACAAGUUCUUUGGUCUCUUUGGACUUAACCGACGAUGAUAAAAUGGAUGAGAUAAUACAAGAAGAAACACAUGCUUAAAUUCUUUCGCAACAGUGAAGACGUCAAACUCGUGCUUGCCCGUUUCUUGUUCUGAUGACCUCCAUGAAGACAUUCAUGAUGACAAGGCUCCAAGCAUGUCUAACAAUUUGGAUGUUGGUUUUGAAAUUGUUGCUGAUAAUGAAAAUAAUGUGGCAAAUAUCAAUGUAUGAAUUAUCUUAACAUUUUCCUGGUGAUUAGAAUAAAUGAGUUCAAUAUCUAAUCCCUUGAGAUAUGAUUAUUGCCGUUGCACAUGGUAUCAGUUGUCUCUCUUAAUCAAAUAACUGCGAAUUUAAGGAAUUGUAUUAGUGAAUGUUUUUAAGGU